CGCAGCGCCGCCAGCCAGCCAGCCAGCGAGCCAGCGCCUGUGUGCCGGAGAGCCGCUUAGCGAUGGUCCUGCCCGCUUCUUCAUAAACAUACCUCGGGCACCAGCAAACCGAGCAGCACGAUGCCGCCCAGCAAGCAGGACUUUGCGGUGAAUAGAGGCGGUGGGAUGCGGAGCCCGAGCUUCCGACUGCGCUCCUCGAUGGGCUCGGGUUUCGGGAAGCGCGGCUCCGCCGUGCUGCCCUCCGUGCUGACGUUUGCGGUGAUCGUGGCGUCUGGAGGCCUGCUUCUCAUGAUCGAGAAGGGGAUGCUCAACGGCAUGGAUCCCCCUCCACCGCGGGCGAGCGGCCGGACUGCGGAUCACCGACCGCACGCCGGGCAGUACGACGCUGCAGGAGACACUGACGCUCAAAUCCUUCAGGAGAUUCGCAACCGUACCAUCCGGACGGUGUGCAGCCAGAAGAACAUGCCACGUAGCGUGUGGUCUCUCAGCCCCCUGCAGCGGCGCACGGUGCUGCAGCACAUCCUGGUGAAUGACGACUAUCGCUUCCUGUACUGCUACGUGCCCAAAGUGGCCUGUUCCAACUGGAAACGGGUACUGAAAGUGCUGAGUGGUGCCCUGGACAACGUAGACGUCAACAUCAAGAUGGACCACAAGAGUGACUUGGUGUUCCUGGCCGACAUGCAGCCCGAAGAGAUUCGCUACCGCCUCCAGCACUACUUCAAGUUCCUGUUCGUGCGAGAGCCCAUGGAGCGCCUCCUGUCGGCCUACAGGAACAAGUUCGGGGAGAUCGAGGCCUACCAGCGCAAGUAUGGCGUGGAAAUCGUGAGGCGUUACAGGAAGGGCGGGGGACGGACGACGGGGGACGACGUGACGUUUGCAGAGUUCGUACGGUACUUGGUGGACGAAGAUGUCGAGAGGAUGAACGAGCACUGGAUGCCCGUAUAUAAUCUCUGCCAGCCGUGCGCCGUGCCCUAUGACUUUGUGGGCUCGUAUGAGCGCCUACAGAGCGACGGCCACUAUGUGCUGCAGCGGGUGGGGGCCCCACCAAACGUCCACUUUCCUGAGCGCCAGAGCUGGUACCGGCCGAUCAGCGUAGAGACGCUGCAGUAUUACCUCUGCAGUCUCCCGCAAGCCCUCCUGAAGGAACUGCUUCCGAAGUACAUCCUGGACUUCUCCCUCUUCACCUACUCGCUGCCGAACACAACCAGCCAGGCCUGCAGACACUGAGCUGCGCAUCCACCCUCCCAACAGAAACACUAUGGCUUGCAGACAUCGGAUGCUCACCGUGGACUGGGAGAAACCUCGUGGUUUUAUAUAAAUACUGCACUAUUUUCAUAGGAAGUUACUUUUUUUUUUACUUUUUACACUUGCAUAUAUAUUUCGUGGAGAUUGAGUAGGAGUGAACAUUGACCACCACAGGAAAUCAGAGACAGAUGAAAUUCUAUGCAACAACAAAAGUAUUAAAGUAUGAAGUCUGAAUACUACAUACAUUUUAUAUCCUUAAAUUGUAAUAUUCUGGAGGACAACCCCACAAAAUAUUUUCUGCUACCGAAUCAAGUGACUGAUCGUGACAAAUCCUGAUGGGUAAUUAUGCAGUAACAUAUUAGGAGUGUAGUUUUACUCCAAUAUAUCGCAGCUGUGAUUUGGCUGUAGGCACAACCAAAUCGAACAUCAUUUAUAAGGUAAUAGUAAUAAGCCAUAAUCGAUUAUUUAUUUGAAGAGUUAUGGGCCAAACAAAUCGUUCCCACCAGCCAACUCUUGACUUUUGCCAAGAAACACAAACAUUCCAACGUAACAGCUCACUCUCUCCCAACUACUUUGCCUUAUUUAAAUUUAAAUACAACAGUUUUUAGAUACACCUGUAAAACUAAGUGAUACAUCUGAUGUGAAAUGUCCGAGUCCGGAUAUACUGAUAACAGCACUCAUAAAACGCUUCUUAUCCAAUCCGAUUUCUUGGUUAGAACAUACUGUUGUAUAAAACGCAAUAAUUCUGUAUUAAAUGUUCUGGGAGGCUGCUUCAGUUUCCCCAAGUAACGAAGCAUCA
This is a messenger RNA of Paramormyrops kingsleyae, 2044 nucleotides long. It is a transcript of the gene chst14, whose product is annotated as carbohydrate (N-acetylgalactosamine 4-0) sulfotransferase 14. The record is from RefSeq and is a predicted model, not a curated record. Gene Ontology annotation, molecular function: sulfotransferase activity. Gene Ontology annotation, biological process: dermatan sulfate proteoglycan metabolic process; carbohydrate biosynthetic process. Gene Ontology annotation, cellular component: membrane. NCBI's taxonomy places the organism in Eukaryota, Metazoa, Chordata, Actinopteri, Osteoglossiformes, Mormyridae.